Molecule: messenger RNA, 1508 nt
Organism: Dipodomys ordii (Ord's kangaroo rat)
Lineage: Eukaryota; Metazoa; Chordata; Mammalia; Rodentia; Heteromyidae
Gene: Ell
Product: elongation factor RNA polymerase II
Exons: 8
Biological process (GO): transcription elongation by RNA polymerase II; snRNA transcription by RNA polymerase II; positive regulation of transcription elongation by RNA polymerase II
Cellular component (GO): transcription elongation factor complex
Molecular function (GO): cis-regulatory region sequence-specific DNA binding
Source: RefSeq, a predicted model, not a curated record
AGGGACACAGAAGGGCAGGUGGCAACUUCCCCUACGGCAGAGCGCGGUUCCCCUGUGCCAGGCAGUGGCCGACGGCCCUGUGCUGGCCAGUGUGGGCACUGAGGACCUGCUGGUUCUUAGAGGAGCAGCUGCCCACGUGGAGAGAGGCCUGGCAGCUGGGGAGCUCUUCCCAGCCCCCGGGGGCUGCGCUCGAGACCCUGGCCCAGCCUCGGGGUACCGGGGAGGGGGGGAGACACCGCUGUGCCCGUUAUUGAGGCAUGGGACCCCUCUUCUCCAGCACAUCUGUGUGCCCCAGCCCGACUGCCCCGAGGAGCUGCGCACCUUCUCCUUCUACCUCUCCAACAUCGGCCGCGACAGCCCUCAGGGCAGCUUUGACUGCAUCCAGCAGUACGUCUCCAGCCAUGGCGACGUCCACCUGGACUGCCUGGGCAGCAUCCAGGACAAGGUCACAGUGUGCGCCACCGACGACUCCUACCAGAAGGCGCGGCAGAGCCUGGCCCAGGCGGAGGAGGAGACACGCAGUCGGGCCGCCAUCGUCAUCAAGGCUGGAGGCCGCUACCUGGGCAAGAAAGUCCAGUUUCGGAAGCCAGCCCCAGGGGCGACAGACAACGUGCCCUCCAGGAAACGGGCCACUCCCAUCAACCUGGCCAGCGCCCUCCGCAGGGGCGGGGCCGGCAGCGUGGCCCAGAGGCCCUUCCGGGACCGCGUGGUGCACCUGCUGGCCCUGAGGCCCUACCGCAAGGCCGAGCUGCUGCUGCGGCUGCAGAAGGACGGACUGGCGCUGGCGGACAAGGAGGCACUAGACGGCCUGCUGCAGCAGGUGGCCAAUGUGAGCGCCAGGGACGGCACGUGCACGCUGAGGGACUGCGUGUACAAGGACGUGCAGAAGGACUGGCCCGGCUACUCGGAGGGGGACCAGCAGCUGCUGAAGCGGGUGCUCGUCCGGAAAUUGUGCCAGCCUCAGACCACGGGCAGCACGCCUGGGGAGGCCCCUGCCUCCAGCCCACCCCGAGACCCGAGCAGCGCCUCACCCCCACAGAAGCGGCCACAGCCCCCGGACUUCAUCGAUCCCCUCGUCAGCAAGAAGCCCAGGAUCUCGCACUUGGCGCAGAGAGCACAGCCCACCCUCAACGGGAGGCCGGGGGCGUCCAAUGGUCGUGAGGCUCUGCCGCCUGCCCCCACCGAAGGCCCGGCCACUGGCGUGCCCCCGCCCCCGCGGGCCCACGACCCCCUGGCCGACCUGAGCAACGACCUGGGCCACAGUGGUCAGGAGUGCAGGCGGCCGCAGGCGGCCCCGGCCCCCGGCCCGCAUCCCGGGCUGUCCCUGCUGACGGACUUGGCCCAGCCCGGCCGGCCCCAUGGGGGCCCCCACAGCAAGGCCAAGAAGAAGGCCAAGAAACACAAAGACAAGGACAGGACCCCCGAGGACAGGCGCCGAGCCCCGCUGCCCACGCCCACCCCACUCACGGCGCCCUCCAACACCCCUGGUGGGAACGGAGAUGUCAGCA